CCCUGCCGGCUCCAACACGCUGCUGUUGCAUGGGGCGCCGCCGGCGGCCGAGGGAGCGUGACUGCGCUGCGCAGGGCGCUAGGAGGCAUUGUCGCCGUACAGGCCCCCUUGUGAGCAGCAGACCGGCCUUGGGGCUGGCAGCAGGACACCCACGUCUGCAUGCUGAGGAAGAUGGGUGAGGCGGUGGCCAGAGUUGCGAGGAAGGUCAAUGAGACGGUGGAGAGCGGCUCUGACACCCUGGAUCUGGCCGAGUGCAAGCUGGUUUCUUUCCCCAUCGGCAUCUACAAGGUGUUGCGGAAUGUCACUGACCAGAUCCAACUCAUUACGCUGGCCAACAACGAGCUCAAGUCCCUCACCAGCAAGUUCAUGACCACAUUCUGUCAGCUCCGAGAGCUCCGCCUGGAAGGGAACUUCCUGCACCGCCUCCCCAAUGAGGUCAGUACCUUGCAGCACCUUAAGGCCAUCGACCUGUCUCGGAACCAGUUCCACGACUUCCCUGAGCAGCUCACCACCCUGCCUGCGCUGGAGACCAUCAAUCUGGAGGAGAACGAGAUCGUGGAUGUGCCCGUGGAGAAGCUGGCCGACAUGCCCGCCUUACGCAGCAUCAACCUCCGCUUCAACCCACUGAACGCCGAGGUGCGCGUCAUCGCCCCGCCUCUCAUCAAGUUUGACAUGCUCAUGUCUCCGGAGGGUGCACGGGCCCCUCCACCUUAGGCCUCCGUCCUCAUGCCCACCCAGCAAGGGACAGAGGCUACCUGGCCUGGCACCCUGAGGGAGGGAGUCCCAGGGACCAUG
Molecule: messenger RNA, 795 nt
Organism: Pteronotus mesoamericanus
Lineage: Eukaryota; Metazoa; Chordata; Mammalia; Chiroptera; Mormoopidae
Gene: LRRC20
Product: leucine rich repeat containing 20
Exons: 5
Coding region: 160-714 (184 amino acids)
Molecular function (GO): protein binding
Source: RefSeq, a predicted model, not a curated record